GUACCCUCCAGCUGUUACAACUCCUAGCAGGACAACUCCUAGCACUUACAAUAGUCGAAAGAUGGAGCACCAGAAAUAGCGUAAGUCGUUUAAAAAGUGAAGUUUAUUCCAUCAUCAUUAAAAAUAUAUUGCAUGCCCCAUAUGUCCCAUGGGCUUCACGCUCGACGCGUUUCGUGGCCACCUGACACUUCCUCAGAAGCACUGGAUGGCUGAGGAUUCUGGGAGCUGGAUUUCACAAAAAUCUCUCAGUGGCUUAAGGACAUUGAUUCUGAUUUUUGGUCGGGCAGUUUGACCACAGUACCUUACCGUGUAGACAAUGGAUGCGCUACGUCUAGCAAAUACUGGCUUGGCAGUAGAUAUUUUCAAAAAACUGUGUGAGAAGAGCGCAACAGAUAAUUUUGUCUUCUCACCAAUAUGCAUCUCCACCUCUCUGGCUUUACUGCACAGGGGAUCACAAGGAAACACAGCAAGUGAACUACAGAAAGUUCUUCAUUUUGAAAAAGUGAAAGAUUCAGAUUUUGGAUUUCAGUUACUCUCUUCAGAUAUCUCCAAAGUAAUCUCAAUAUACUCAUUAAAGCUAUUGAAGCGUGUCUACGUGGAUAACAGCAUUGAAUGCAAAAAGGAUUUUAUCAAUUCAACCAAGAAACCAUACCCAUUGGAACUGGAAACUAUUGAUAUUAAGAGUCGACCUGAAGAGGCAAGAUGUCAAAUCAAUUCCUCAGUAAAAGAGCUAACUGAUGGAAACUUUGAGGCUGUCUUGAAUGAGGGUUCAUGUGAUGAGAAAACAAAAAUCAUUAUGCUUGGUGCAGCCAGUUUCAAGGGAAAUUGGGUUUAUAAAUUUAAUGAAUCUGAAACAAAAGAAAUGGAUUUUCAUAUAAAUAAGAAAGAAACUAAGCCUGUGCAGAUGAUGCAUCUAGAAGCUCGCCUAAGCAUUGGAUAUAUAAAUGAGCUGAAAACAAUGGUAUUAGAGCUGCCCUUUACCAGCAAGCACCUAAGCAUUCUCAUCUUGUUACCUAAAGAUAUUGAAGAUGAUUCAACUGGUCUAAAAAAGCUCGAACAGGACAUGACUUUUGAAAAGUACGCUCAAUGGACCAAUCCAAGCAUGAUGGCUAACAGCAAAGUAAAAGUGUAUUUGCCCAAAUUCAAGCUGGAAAGCUCAUUUGAUCUUAAGGAUAUGCUGAAAAGCUUGGGAAUCAAUGACGCAUUUAACGAAGAAGCAUCUGACUUCUCCGGGAUGACGGAGAGUAAAGACACAUCUAUCUCUCAAGCGAUACAUAAAGCCUGCAUUGAAGUGAAUGAAGAUGGCACUGAGGCACCAGAUGUGACCAUGGAGAGGCGUUUAAUGAAUAAAGAGGAAUUCUGUGCAGACCGCCCAUUUAUAUUUAUUCUAAGGCACAAUAAAACACGCACUAUCAUUAUGUUUGGCAGAUAUUGUGGCCCUUGUGAGGCAUCUUCAACUGCUGAUUAAACUUCUAAUACCUAUCAUAAGCCUGAUUCAAUAAAAGCUCUGUAAAUAAUAAAAA
Molecule: messenger RNA, 1523 nt
Organism: Xenopus laevis (African clawed frog)
Lineage: Eukaryota; Metazoa; Chordata; Amphibia; Anura; Pipidae
Gene: serpinb5.S
Product: serpin peptidase inhibitor, clade B (ovalbumin), member 5 S homeolog
Cellular component (GO): extracellular region
Molecular function (GO): serine-type endopeptidase inhibitor activity
Source: RefSeq, marked provisional